Gongylonema pulchrum is the source of this 465-nucleotide messenger RNA. The record is from the annotation of a GenBank genome assembly. Lineage: Eukaryota; Metazoa; Nematoda; Chromadorea; Rhabditida; Gongylonematidae.
AUGAAGAUCAAAAUAGGAAAGAGUAUACAAUCAGCUCAGUUGUUUCAGCAGUAUUUCUCAUUAUCGACGUGUCACCGUUUGCGUGAAUCAUUAGGCAUUCAUUUGGUGAUCUUUGGUGUUCUGAUGAUCGGAGCAGUAUUAUCACCGGAAUUGCUCGUCAAUCAAGUCAACUGGUACUGCUGGGAAAUUCCGCCCUCAUUCCAGGAACAUUCUGAUAGUUACAGUCUAUUCUCAAUACUCUCUGCUACCGUAUUUGUGCUUAUGGCUUCAUUUGGUACCGUUCUUUCAUUACUUUCGUUGAUAACUACGAUCUGGGAGGAUUUUUUACGACCGUGGCUUCUGCAAUGUUCGCUUGGACAUCAGCUCGGAUUGCUGCAGGUAAUCAUUGGCUUGGAAGAGCGAAGAUUUUUUUUUUUUGACCUGAUGAGCAUUCCGCGUGUCAAACGAAAAGUUAGAGUAGAUUAA